Phasianus colchicus (ring-necked pheasant) is the source of this 625-nucleotide messenger RNA. The record is from RefSeq and is a predicted model, not a curated record. NCBI's taxonomy places the organism in Eukaryota, Metazoa, Chordata, Aves, Galliformes, Phasianidae.
GCUAUCUAAAUACUAAUGGAAAUUGUCUUGUUUCCCAUUAUAGUUCGUCUUCAAUCAGAUAGUAAUGAUAAUGACGACAUCGAACAAAUCGAUGAAGAUAUAGCUGUGACUCAGAGUCAGAUGAACUUCAUUUGUCCCAUUACACAGGUGGAAAUGAAGAAGCCAGUUCGAAACAAAGUCUGUGGACAUUCCUAUGAAGAGGAUGCCAUUCUAAAAUUCAUCCAGACUCGAAAGCAGCAGAAGAAGAAAGUCUGCUGCCCUAAAAUUGGCUGUAGCCAUGAUGAUGUAAAAGGAUCAGAUCUCGUGCCAGAUGAAGCACUUAAAAGAGCGAUUGACAGUCAGAAUAAACAAAGCUGGUCAAUGCUGUAGAAAUCGGCUGGAAGUGCCGCUGCCACAAAGAAAAUUUGUUAUUAGAGGUCUCCUGAGAUAAGCUGCUGAUUGUAAGCAGGUUGUGUAACGGAUUGUUAUUUAAAGUGUUUCAUUUAUAGGCAAAGUUGAAGGUCUCCGCUGUAACUGAAAAUACUUUUUCAGCCGCCAAAUAUGAGGAAUUCUUGUUGUUUUUUUUUUCUAUUUCUUGAAAUUCUAAAUGUUGCGUUUGUUAAAUAAAAUGUGGCUUUCAGCCUUU